This is a messenger RNA of Haliotis rufescens (red abalone), 2477 nucleotides long. RefSeq lists its product as uncharacterized. The transcript is spliced from 3 exons. Lineage: Eukaryota; Metazoa; Mollusca; Gastropoda; Lepetellida; Haliotidae. The coding region runs from base 179 to 2359 and encodes 726 amino acids. The record is from RefSeq and is a predicted model, not a curated record.
CGUGAAGGGGGCCAUGGCGUCAUGCGUUGUCACGACGACGCUUAUCAAUUGUCUUUGGAAUGGAUGGGUUUCUGCGACUCAUGACUCAUCGUUUGUGUGUCAGAUUCCACAAUCAAGGCCAAUUUAGCACAGGUUUCUCUUGGAACGGAUCAGGUAAAAGAGUGAGAAGAUUAACAAGAUGAACUGGGUUCCCAGAGACUUUACGGAAAAGGAUAAUCAGCCAUUAUCUGCUCUUCACGGAACAGACUUUAAGCUGCAGGAAUCAUUAAUGAGCCUCCGGUUUUCUCAAGGCACCAGCUCCGACUCUGCGGCAGCGUGCAGUGAAUUAACCAGAUGGAGAAUCGAGUCGUCAAGGUGGGGCAUAGAGUCGUCAAGGUGGGGCAUAGGGUCGUCAAGGAGUGGAAUUGAGUUGGCAAGGUGGGGCAUUGAGUCGUCAAGGAAGGGCUAUGAUCAUCACCAAACAACACCUUGUUCUACAGUUGAUGCAUCACCACCUCCACGUAUAUCCCCCUCUACACAGAACAGCCAGCAGCAUCUCCCGUCAUCCUCCCGCCCUGCGUCAUCAGCCCGCGGGGUGGCCAGGCAGGCUCCAUCAUGUGGUGUGUCUGUGAAGACGUGUCAAACUUCAGAUUUUCCAAAUGACGACGAGCGUCACCGAAAACAGAUUAAAGCUGUGAGUGAAAAUAUAAAAGAGUGCAAAUUUUCGGACUUCGGUCGCCCGGGAAUGAAUUGGAACAUGGAUUUGAAACUCUCCACGAAGAAAGGGAUAAUGCCUUACCUCACAACAGGGGAAAUGUUAUUGGAAUCUCAAACAGACAAUCAAGACAAAAUACGUUGUGCUGCUGCCAGAGAGGAACUGGAAUUAGGCUCUCCUGUUGGACCUGAGCACGAUGAAUCCGGUGAAACCGACCUAGAUCUGUUCUCCAUUCAUCCUGAAAUAUGUACAGAUACUCGUACAGCCAGAUCUACCAUUGACCUAACAUCAGACACAUCUGGAUCUGCCAUUGACCUUACGUCAGCCACAUCUGGAUCUGCCUUUGACCUAAAAUCAGACACAUCUGGAUCUGCCAUUGACCUAAAAUCAGACACACCUGGAUCUAUCAUUGACCUUACGUCAGACACAUCUGGAUCUGCCAUUGACCUAAAAUCAGACACAUCUGGAUCUGCCCUCGACCUAAAAUCAGACACAUCUGGAUCUGCCAUUGACCUAAAAUCAGACACACCUGGAUCUAUCAUUGACCUUACGUCAGACAUAUCUGGAUCUGCCAUUGACCUAAAAUCAGACACAUCUGGAUCUGCCCUUGACCUAAAAUCAGACACAUCUGGAUCUGCCAUUGACCUAAAAUCAGACACAACUGGAUCAAGGUGUGGCACAUAUAGAUCUGCCAUUGACCUUACGUCGGACACAUCUGGAUCUAUCAUUGACCUUACGUCAGACACAACUGGAUCUGCCAUUGACCUAAAAUCAGACACAUCUGAAUCAAGGUGUGGCACAUAUAGAUCUGCCAUUGACAUCACGUCAGUCACAACUGGAUCUAUCAUUGACCUUACGUCAGACACAACUGGAUCUGCCAUUGACCUAAAAUCAGACACAUCUGGAUCAAGGUGUGGCACAUAUAGAUCUGCCAUUGACCUCACGUCAGACACAAUUGGAUCUGCCAUUGACCUCACGUCAGACACAACUGGAUCUGCCAUUGACCUCACGUCAGACACAACUGGAUCUGCCGUUGACCUAAAAUCCGACACAGCUGAAUCAUCUAUUAACCUAACACUAAGCACAUCUGGACGUCAUAUAUCAGUUUUAUCGUCAUGGUGCCGGAAGGAUGUAACGCUGUCAAACACCAAGGAAGCGUUCAAUGAGAGGCCGCCAUGUCGAAGAAACCCAGCAACAAUUUUAACAAUUUUGUUUCGUUAUCAUGAUUCUCGAGAAAUGACCAAACCAUAUAUAGAAGCAAGAGCAAGAGACUCCAGUUCACCGUCUGCUGUGGAACCAUCGAGAGCCAAACACCCCCAGCUCAAAAUGGAAGGUGUUUGUCAACAUAAGAGAAAAACUGCGGAAUCGGAAAAUCCACAUGGCAAUACCCCGGCCAAGAAAAGGCAAGGUAAAUGUCACAGUGUAAACCCUUGGACCAGGAAGUACAUACGUGAGGACAGAGAGCGUAGUCUCACAUCAGGAGAUCUGUGCUGUGGACAGUCUCUGGAACCACCCCCUGCUCCCCGGAAAGAUCCCUCCCGUGCAGCUACUGCCAGGAGGGCUAUUGGUCAAGGCGGGGGUGGGGCUAGUCCACCAGUGUCCAGUGGGGGCAAGUCCGACGGUGCUGCUGUUGCAUGUCGGGUUAGGAGGAGUCUUUUUGUGUAGUUCCCCUUCUCCUGGACACGAGGACCACCAUGUGGUUACAUCAGGAUCUCUUAAGACGCCUUUCCUUAACUUGUAUUCAACCUUCUAUAUGAUACAGAACAAUGAAUAAUCCAACAAA